CCUUGUAUCAAAAUGACAUCCACAAAACCUUCAUAAUGAAGAAAAGGUUGGGCAAGAAGACAAGGCUUAGGCCUAUUCCUCACUGGAUUCAAUUGAGAACUAACAGCACCAUAAGGUGCAAUACCAAGCAUAGGCACUGGUGCCAUCUGAAACUCGGUUUCUUAUGCAAAACGGUUAGGUUUUUCUUUUGGUUAGUGUUUGACAGAUCUAUAAGGUGAUCAAAGUGAUUGUUUCC
Cucurbita maxima (winter squash) is the source of this 235-nucleotide messenger RNA. RefSeq names its product 60S ribosomal protein L39-1-like. Gene Ontology annotation, molecular function: structural constituent of ribosome. Lineage: Eukaryota; Viridiplantae; Streptophyta; Magnoliopsida; Cucurbitales; Cucurbitaceae. Bases 36 to 218 code for a protein of 60 amino acids. The record is from RefSeq and is a predicted model, not a curated record. Gene Ontology annotation, cellular component: ribosome. The transcript has a single exon. Gene Ontology annotation, biological process: translation.